Alternaria ethzedia is the source of this 1548-nucleotide messenger RNA. RefSeq lists its product as uncharacterized. The transcript is spliced from 3 exons. Gene Ontology annotation, cellular component: membrane. Lineage: Eukaryota; Fungi; Ascomycota; Dothideomycetes; Pleosporales; Pleosporaceae. Bases 1 to 1548 code for a protein of 515 amino acids. Gene Ontology annotation, biological process: transmembrane transport; carbohydrate transport. The record is from RefSeq and is a predicted model, not a curated record. Gene Ontology annotation, molecular function: carbohydrate:proton symporter activity.
AUGGCCACCGCGACGAAAAGCCUAGACGAACCGAGCGCGACCAUGGCACCGAAGCUUUCGAUCGCCGCAGAAGAAGUCCGCGAAGUCGUCGAACUCGAGCAUGCGCUCACAUUUCGGGAGGCGCUGUCACUCUAUCCCAAGGCAAUAGGAUGGUCGUUCUACUUCAGCUUGGGUGUGAUCAUGUUAUCAUUCGAUCCCCAGCUUCUCGGCAACUUGUACGCAGUACCUGCUUUCCAAAAAGAUUUCGGCUAUGCUUUCGGGGACGGGUACAUCAUCUCCGCGGCAUGGCAGACGGGACUCGGAAUGGGCAACCCGAUUGGUCAGGUCGUCGGUGCGUUGGCUGCGGGUUAUCCGUUGGAAUGGUACGGGCGCAAGAGAACGUUUAAUGCAUGCGUCAUCGCUGUCGCGGGCCUGGUGUUUAUCCAGUUCUUCGCGCGCUCGCUUCAAGUUCUUCUUGCUGGAGAGCUUCUUGCUGGGCUGGUGCUGGGCACUUUUGUUGUCAUCGCACCUGUCUACGCAUCGGAAGUAUCCCCCUUGGCCAUGCGCAGUGUCUCGACCUCUUACGUCAAUCUUUGCUUCGUCACGGGCCAGUUGCUUGGAAACGGAGUUGCGGCUGCGACCCAGCAUCUUCAGUCCCACUGGGCGUAUUCAAUUCCGUUCGCGACGCAAUGGUUCUGGGUCUUGGUGAUUCUCCCGGGAAUGUUCUUUGCUCCGGAAAGUCCAUGGUGGCUGGUGCGUCAGAAUCGGCUCGAAGACGCCGAGAAGUCUCUUCGCCGGCUCACGAGCGCCAAGGUCAACGUCAAGGCUGUGCUCGCACAGAUCAUGGAAACGGAUAGACUGGAGAAUGAUAUGGAAGCGGGUAGUACCUAUGCCGACGUCUUCAAGAAGGUCAAUUGGCGCCGAACGGAGAUUGCGAUCGGGGUGUAUUCUACCCAGGUUCUAUGUGGUGUGUAUCUCAUCAACUACGGAACGUACUUCUUCACCCUCGCUGGUCUUGAGACCGCGCAAGCGUUCAACAUGGGCAUUGGGUUCAUGGCUAUCGGUUGGGUCAGUGUGCUGUUGUCAUGGUACUUGAUGCAGAAGUUCGGGAGAAGAACGCUGUUCGGUGUUGGCCUCACAAUUCUGACGGUUCUUAUGUUUCUUGUGGGUAUACUUGACCUCGUACCUACGACAGGAGCGACAUGGGCGAAGUCUUCACUGCUCUUGGUGUGGAAUUCUGUUUACAACUGGAGCGUCGGACCCGUGGCUUUUGCCAUCUUCUGCGAAGUCAGCGCGACAAGGGUACGCUCGAAGACUGUCGCCGUCGCAACCGCUGCUCAGGCUCUUGUCGGCAUUAUCAUGACCGUCGCAAUUCCGUACUUGAUCAACCCAGACGCAGCCAAUUUGGGUGGCAAGCUUGGGUUCUUCUUUGGUGGACUCAGCAUCCCGUGUCUGAUGUGGUGUUAUUUCCGUGUUCCUGAAAUGAAAGGCAGAACUUACGAAGAGUUGGAUCUCAUGUUUGAACGAAAGGUACCUACAAAAGCAUUUGGAAAGUAUGUCAUGGACUAG